AUGCCCCCGAAAACAAAGGCGGAAUUGCAGAAGCAAAGGGCGAAGCUUGUAAACUCGUAUAAUGAACUGCUAGAAGAGUUUUCGUCAAAAGAGCUACGGACCGUCGGGAACUAUUCGAUCGGACGCUUAAUCGGAAAGGGGUCUUUUGGGAAGGUCUAUCUGGCUACGCAUAAACUCACAAAUGGGUCUAAGGUUGUGUUGAAGUCGGCUCAGAAGGACGACGCGAAUCUGGCGAGGGAGAUACACCAUCACCGCCAACUGGUACACCCGCAUAUCGCGCGGUUGUAUGAGGUCAUUGUGACCGAGAGUCUGGUUUGGCUGGUCCUGGAAUAUUGCCCUGGUGACGAGCUUUACAACUACCUCAUCCAGCAAGGGCGCUUAACGGUCGACAAAACGAAGCGCAUCUUUGCGCAGUUGGUCGGUGCUGUAGCGUACGUGCACAUGAACAACUGUGUUCACAGGGACUUGAAGUUGGAAAACAUCUUGCUAGAUAAGCAUGAGAAUGUCAAGCUUUGCGAUUUUGGUUUCACCCGGGAGUACGAGCGCAAUAAGCUACUCCAGACCUUCUGCGGGACAGUAUGCUACUCGGCUCCGGAAAUGAUAAAAGGAGAAAAAUAUAUUGCCUACGCUGUGGAUGUUUGGUCUUUGGGAGUCAUCCUAUAUGCUUUGCUAGUUGGAGAGCUGCCGUUUGAUGAGGAUAUCGAAGAAGAUACUCGACGUAAGAUAUUGAACGAUGAACCGAGAUAUCCGGAUCACCUAUCGGAAGAAUCGGUAUCUAUGUUGAAGGGUUGCCUGGCUAAAAAGCCAAGCCUACGACCAACCCUCGAUGAAAUACUCACCCAUCCCUUUUUAGCUGAACAUGCGCCCGUACAGAAGGCUAUAUUGGCGCUACAACCUCCUGCGCCGUUCUCCAGUAAAUUAGAAAAAGAUACAUUGCACAGGAUGAAAGCCGCUGGUGUUGAUAUUGACCAAGUUAUAGAACACGUCCUUGCAAAGAAAUGCGAUUCUCUAGCUGGAUGGUGGGCAUUACUGAUCGAGAAAGAAGAGCGUAAGGAGAAACGGCGACAGAAGCGCAAAAUAGAGAGUAGACGAAUGAGCGCGGCUUCGAACCUUGAUCCAUCGUUGUUGCCUCCGCCGGCGGAGGAGGCUGAAGAUCGAGUGAGGAACGAUGCUAGGAAUACAGCGAACCCUGUAAUUAUCUUGCCCGAACGUAAUUUCACAAAGUCGCCGAGGGUGCAGACUCCGCCGUCGCCCACACCGCCGCCGCCAAUAGAGAAGGAUAGGGAUUAUGGACCUUCCAGCGGUAAGGGACGACCAAAUCGAAAACACGCCUUGAUGACGCAACUCGCCUCAAUAAAACACUGGUUUCUGGACUCAGCAAAGCGCGCAACCUCUCCAAAUUCGAAAAAUCAAGCAGCGCAGAAACCGGGGAGCUCGCAAGGUAACCAGGUCUAUCAGCAGCAGCAAUCGGGCUCACGUACGAGUAACGGCGCGCGGAGGAACUCUCGAGGUAAUGGGAUAUACUCGGUCGCCCACCGCAGCACCCCGCCGCCCAAGAGGAAUUCGCUUUCGCCGCAACCAUUGACACCGCAUGCUUACCGACGCUCUUCCGGACGUGGACUCGGCGGGAGAACUUCGACAUCGUCUUCGGUAUCCUCGAUUCGCUCCUUCCACAACAAGUCUCACUCAAAGGCCUCUUCAACGUCAUCGGCGUCGCUGAACAGCAUUACCCUGAAGUCACCACGGUCACCUAGAAACUCCAUCAAAGUUCUUCCUUCGACACCUACAUCAUCCACGUUCCCUUCACACGUGCGGGUUGUCAGGUCAACAGGGUAUAACGAGGCGGCAGUAUUGACAAACGGUGUAACAUUUGCAAGAAGGAAGAAGAGUCCGUUCAAGGGGCCUAUGCUGACAAAUCUAUCCGCGAAGAGAGAUGGAAAUUCGGCAGGCUCUAGGCAGGAGCGGAAACGGAGCAGGGGGGGCAUCAUCGAGGAAGAAGAGGAGGAAGAGGACAUUGAAGAAGUACUAGAGUUUGUGGGGCCAGGCGAGAUAGAUGGGGAAGAAGUGGAUAGUGAUGACGAUGACACCCUGAGAGGAAGGCACGGGUGA
Morchella sextelata is the source of this 2109-nucleotide messenger RNA. RefSeq lists its product as uncharacterized. Gene Ontology annotation, biological process: protein phosphorylation. NCBI's taxonomy places the organism in Eukaryota, Fungi, Ascomycota, Pezizomycetes, Pezizales, Morchellaceae. Gene Ontology annotation, molecular function: protein kinase activity; ATP binding. The transcript has 10 exons. The record is from RefSeq and is a predicted model, not a curated record. Bases 1 to 2109 code for a protein of 702 amino acids.